Messenger RNA from Colletotrichum paranaense, 996 nucleotides. RefSeq lists its product as uncharacterized. Bases 1 to 996 code for a protein of 331 amino acids. The transcript is spliced from 3 exons. NCBI's taxonomy places the organism in Eukaryota, Fungi, Ascomycota, Sordariomycetes, Glomerellales, Glomerellaceae. The record is from RefSeq and is a predicted model, not a curated record.
AUGUACAUCUCACAGCCACUCCACGCCGCACAGCUACAUACGGCGAUAUGGGUCUCUAAUUUCAGCCUGGAAUUUUCAUUCUCAUCCGUUUUGAUCACUCUUUCUUCAUACUCUACACAGAAGAAGUUGCCAUACGCCCCAUUGUCAGUCACCAUGCUUCAUGUUCUCGCAGCUAUUCUCACGACUCUAAUCCGGACGGUUGCCUGCCAAGGGGCAUGUUUCGUGCCCAACGGUACCAACAGACAUGAUUUGACCAACGCCAACAUCCAAAAGUAUGCGUCUUGCGAAAGUUCUGGACACGAUGAUUACGACACUGGCUGUCUCAGAAAGCAACUGACUAGCGAGAGCGACGUGAGUGCUGACAACCACCAAGAAUCAGACGACGGUAUACCAGGAAGCGGAAUGGAUGUUGUUAUUACCAAAUGUAGCGAUGGCAGCUAUUGCUGCGGCGAGGGCCAGAAUGCCUCAAUCUGCUGCAUGGCUGGGAGAGGAGUGUACAUCGUCGAUGGCAAAAUAAUCACCUCCUCUGCCGCUUCUUCGUCCAGCACGAUUGCCCUCACAACCUCUCUAGCGACAGUUGGAAUCACAUCCGCGAUCUCUUCUGCGAUCACUUCUGCGAUCACCUCUGCGUCUCAUUCUGCUGAUGCAAGCUCAACAUCUCUACUUACCCCAUCGAAUCCUGCUGAAUCCGCCACAAGCAACACCAACUCAACUUGGGACAAUCGAAAUGGGAUCAUUGGUGGCGCUGUGGGUGGAGGUGUUGGUCUGGCGAUAGUUGGCAUCGUGGCUGCCUUCUUUUGGUACAAGAAAAAGAAGAGGAACACAGAAACAGCGAAGUUUGAAGCAAGCCCCGAGAAGCAAAACGCCAAGAAUUGGCCGGCUUCAUCGGCUCAACUCCAGUACCGCCACGAGCUCCCAGUCAAGCCAAACCCGGUUGAGCUGGCAUCCGAACCUCCACCAGCUGAGUUAGAAUCAGAAUCACUGUCAAGAAGAUGA